Messenger RNA from Aspergillus novofumigatus IBT 16806, 1474 nucleotides. Its product is annotated as tryptophan--tRNA ligase MSW1. The transcript has 5 exons. Lineage: Eukaryota; Fungi; Ascomycota; Eurotiomycetes; Eurotiales; Aspergillaceae. Gene Ontology annotation, biological process: mitochondrial tryptophanyl-tRNA aminoacylation. The record is from RefSeq and is a predicted model, not a curated record. Gene Ontology annotation, molecular function: ATP binding; tryptophan-tRNA ligase activity. Gene Ontology annotation, cellular component: mitochondrion; mitochondrial matrix. The coding region runs from base 61 to 1236 and encodes 391 amino acids.
GAAAGCCAUCACACAAAUACGGUUUGCACCAAAAUUCCCAUCCCGGUCAACAGAUUGGAUAUGCAGGGAUCCAAUUGCCACAAGAGUCAAGUUCUCGGAGUUCUGCGUGGAGCAAGGAGACCUCGCACUCAUGCAGGGAAACCUGUGACGUCGAGAGAAGCUUUCCGCAGAUGGAGUAGCUCAGAGACGGCGAAAUCGUCUUCAGCUGCCAUCCAGACCAUAUUCUCCGGGAUUCAACCAACCGGCGUACCGCACCUUGGAAAUUAUCUGGGAGCUUUGCGUGAAUGGGUACGGCUACAAAAUGCUGCGAAGGAGGGGACAAGAUUGUUUUUCUCUAUCGUCGACUUGCAUGCGUUGACGGUGCCACAAGACGCCUCCCAGCUACGAAAUUGGAGAAAAGAGACCUUUGCAACACUCAUUGCCGUUGGCUUAGACCCGAAUCGGUCAACGAUUUUCUACCAGUCCGCCGUCCAUGCGCACGCCGAACUGUUUUGGAUUUUGUGCACAAUAGCCUCUAUGGGAUAUCUCUCCCGAAUGACACAGUGGAAGAGCAAACUUCAGUUGCCUGAUAACGCAAAUCUGGAAGACUCGGCGGCGAGGUCAAGUUUGCGAUUGGGAUUGUUCUCAUACCCUGUUCUACAAGCGGCGGAUAUUCUAGUUCAUAGAGCUACUCAUGUUCCUGUCGGAGAUGAUCAAAGGCAGCACCUCGAAUUUUCGAGGAACACUGCGAAUAGUUUUAAUCAUGUAUAUGGACCCAUUUUCCCGUCACCAGAGGCAAUUAUAUCGCCUGCUAAGCGGGUUAUGUCCCUCAAAGAACCGACAUUGAAAAUGUCCAAGUCCCAUGCCGACAGACGCUCAAGGAUCAUUCUUACGGAUUCGCCCGCAGAAAUCUCCAAGAAGAUCAAUGCUGCGCUCACAGACUCGGAAUUGACCAUAACAUAUGACCCAGUGCGUCGACCUGGGGUGGCGAAUCUAAUAGAGAUCUUGAGUCAUUUCGACGGACGAACUUGCGAUGAGAUAGCCAUGGAAUACCGUUCAGCCAGUCUUCGCGCUUUAAAGGAACAUCUGGCCAGAACGUUGUCCAAUCACCUUGAGGGAAUAAGGGAGAAGUAUCUCUCACUUGUAGGAGAUCAGACUGACUACCUUGAUUCUAUAGCAGAACAGGGUUCUGAAGCCGCGCGGGCCAACGCUGAGUUGACAAUGGAGCAAGUCAAAGUCGCCAUGGGGUUGAUUUAACCCUUCAUAUACGUUGUCAUCGUGCUCUGCCGGGUACGUAUGUAGGUUCGGUUAGUCAUACUCUGAUGAUCAGUUCAUAAUGAUGGCCACUAUUGAGAAUUACCCACCACUAUUGCCUGUCUAGGUACUUAUCAACUGCUGAUUAUGCAAUAAGAUACAUACAUAUAUAUAUGUGUACGUUUGUAUAUGUAUAUGUAUGAAUAUGUGCAUAGCUAAUUAGAUCUCGCUUGGGUUGGUG